Maudiozyma saulgeensis is the source of this 2367-nucleotide messenger RNA. Lineage: Eukaryota; Fungi; Ascomycota; Saccharomycetes; Saccharomycetales; Saccharomycetaceae. The record is from the annotation of a GenBank genome assembly.
AUGAUUGUUAAUGGCAAACCUCUAACUACUCGACAGGAAGGAUAUACCACUAACAACGGGAAAUCAUGUGCCGUGCAUGGUUUUGAUGUUUGUUGUAAUAAUCAGCAACCAUCUGCAUGUUUGACUAAAUUAGAAUGCAAGGAUGAAGAAGAAGAAGGGGAGGAAGAGGAUGAGAACGAUUCUGAGCAAAGUGAUAAGAGUACGAGCUCUUCAAGUUUAACCCAAAACGAGGAUAAUAAACAUGUUCACUACAACAAUAUCAUACGUACAAGAAGUAGACCCCUUUCAACAAAUAAUGCUAAUGAAUUGAUUGGUGGGGCUAAUCUUGAAACUCAACGUCCUGUGAGAAGAUCUACAGGUAGCAGUAUAACAAAUGAUCCUAGUAUCAGUGAUUCUGACGUUGAGUUCAACAAACCUAGAUUUAUAACAAUUGAGGAUCUUAAUGACCUUGACACGAAAGAGAUGAAAAAUUAUAAAAAAUAUAACAAAGAUCAUAAAAUUUUCUCAUUUUCCUUACCGUUCGGACAAAACAAUAAGAUUCGGAACAGUCAAAUCUCGAUGUUCAAUCUGAUCACUCCUAUAACGGAGACUAAUAAAAAUAUCACAGAAAAUGACAACAAUAGUAGUUCUGGAAGUCAAGUAAACAUGAGUAAUUCCGGUGAUGAUAUCGAAAAUAAAGGAACUUCGGCACCUCAACCUGCUUCUUUGAAUAAUGACUUAAAUGACGUGACAGCUGCCUUAACUAGAAGCAAGACUGUGACAGUUUUGGAAGGUGAGACACCUGCUAUCAAAAGCGAAAUAAAACAGAAAUUAGAAAGAACAAACUCAAUCUCAUCUUUGGAAGAAUUAGAGUUAUACAAAGAUCAAACGGGGAUUGAAAAUGUCAGAAAUAAAGCGAUUAGAGAAAGUCUAGGUAUUGAUGCCGUAAGAAAUCAAAUCAAACAAAUUACUAUAAGUGAUGCAACCAAAACACCAGAUGGAUAUACUUAUGGAAGACUAUCCUCAAUUUGGAAUGAGGUAGAUGGUGACUUUGUUAUAAUGGGUGGAUAUAGAGGAUCUAUUUUAAGAGAUGCGAAAACACACAGACGUCUAUGGGUCCCAAUAAAAGCCGGAUUAAACCUUACGAAGAUUGAUCUAUAUAUUGGUCCAACAGAACAAGACGAAAUAGAAACUCAAAAGCACAUUAUACCAGAUGGGAUGCUUACUCACAUUGGUCCCAUUGAUAUAUCGAGAAAAUUAAUUAAAAAAUUGGAGUCAAACCCUAAGGUCCACAUCGAGACAUUUGGUUAUGAUUGGAGGUUAUCUCUUGAAAUACCUUGCGAACAGUUGAUUAAGAGACUUAAACAACUAUGGGAGAAACAAAAGAAGGACCCUAAGUAUAAAGGUAAACCAAAAGGUACUUAUCUCCUUGCACAUUCUAUGGGUGGUCUUAUUGCCCACAAGGUCCUUCAGGAACAUCCCGAACUAAUUAGAGGUAUUGUAUACAUUGGGUCACCUAACCAAUGUCCAAAUAUUCUUGGACCAAUACGGUUCGGUGACUCGGUGAUGUGGAAUAAAUCGAUAUUAAGUAGCGAAUCAAAUUUUUUCAUGAGAAGCAGUCAUUAUUUCCUACCCUUGGAUGGAAGAUGUUUCAUUAAUAGAGAAACAUACGAAAGAUAUGAUUUCGACUUGUUCGAUCCCCAAAUUUGGAGAUAUCUUGGCUUAUCACCUUUAGUUAGUCAAAAGCGGUUAGAGUAUAUCGAAAAAGAGAAAAAAAAACAGGAACGUGAACUCAUCCGUCAUCAUCAUGUAAAAAGUACCUCCAGAACCACAUCGAUGAGUUCGAUCUUUUCACUAGACCCCCCUAACCCACUUGACGUUAUAGAAACCGUCAAUUCCAAAGUGAAAGAUGUAGUCAGCAAGGUUCCCUUAUUGAAAAAAGAGAUCAAAAAUGAUCUUACUGAUACUAUGGAAGAAGUGCUUUUUGACUAUAAUUUCAAAACGUCUUAUGAGGAUUCCUAUGAUUAUUUGGAACGUACUCUAACAAAUGCUAAAAAAUUUCUGAGCAGUUUGGAUUAUGAUGAUUCAAAGGAUUAUCCACCUUUAGUUACUGUCUAUGGUAAUAGAGUACCGACAGUACGUGGUUGCAAAGUGGAAGGUAUUGCGGGUAUCAUUGAUGGUGAUUAUGAUGAUUUCUAUUAUGGUGCAGGUGAUGGUGUUGUUCACCAUUCUUGGCUUUUACCUGGUGUUAGAGGAUUUCCUGUUGUUGCCAAAAUUGUAAGUGAAACAGGCCAUGUUAGUUUAAUGACCGAUCUUUCAAGUAUGGCAAAGGCCUUGAUUUCAUUACACGACGCAGACAAAAAGAGGGACCAGCUAAAGAAGAAAUAA